AGGAGGAGGAAGAGGAGGCGGCGCCGCGCGGCGAUGGCGGCGGCGGCGGCCGCGGGCCCCUUCAGCCUCAGGGAGGUUCUGGACGCCUUCCGGAGGUGCGUGACGGAGCAGCGGGAGGUGCUGCUGGAGCCUUACCUGAGCGGCUGGCGGGGGCUCAUCCGCUUCCUGCAGAGCCUGGGCGCCGUCUUCUCCUUCAUCUCCAAGGACGCGGUGGCCAAGGUGGCCCUGCUGGAGGCUCACCGCCAGCAGCACCGCUUCGUGUCGCUGCAGUCGCUGGUGCAGCACGAGCUGGCGGCGGGGCCGGCGGCGCUGCGGGCGCGGCCCGACUCCGGCUGCCGCACGGUGCUGCGGCUGCACCGCGCCCUGCGCUGGCUGCAGCUCUUCCUGGAGGGGCUGCGCUCCGGGGAGCCGCGCACCUCCGUGCUCUGCACCGACGCCUACAACGCCUCGCUGGCCGAGCACCACCCCUGGGUGGUCCGCAAGGCGGCCACCGUGGCUUUCUGCGCGCUGCCGUCCCGCGAUGCCUUCCUGGAGAUCAUGAACGUGGGCUCGGCCGAGGAGGCCGUGGCCAUGCUGGGGGAGGCCAUCCCCUACAUCGGCGACGUGUACGGCAUCACCCAGGAGCUCUUCGCCGAGCACAAGCUGCUCGACCUGCCCUGACGGCUCAAAAUGACAGUUUUGCACAAAACGAGCCUUUGUCCGUGGUUAUUUCCACUUUUCCGUUGCAGCCUGGAGCUGAGGAGUUGGCCAAACGAUUCCACUUUAUAAACGUGGACCACCGGUUCUUUUUUACACGUGUCAGUUUGUGUGUAGAGCUCUGCAGUACAAAAAGAAUUCCACAUUAGGAUGGGCUGCUAAGGGUUGAUUUUUUUUAUUCCCAGUUUUCAGCAUCAUCUUUGUGCAGCACAACCUGCCCUGAUGGCUGAAAAUGACAUUUUUGCACAAGUUUCUGGUUCUCUGUCCAUGGUUAUUUCCACUUUUUCUUUGCAGCCCAGAGCUGAGCAGUUGGACAAACUAUUCCACUUUAUAAAUGUGGAUUGGUUCUUUACUUACAUCUCUACAGUUAGAAAAAAAAUCCACAUUAGGAUGGGCUGCUAAGGGGUUGAUUUUUUUUUUUUUUAUUCCAAGUUUUCAGCAUCACCCAGGACCUCUUUGUGCAGCACAACCUGCCCUAAUGGCUGAAAAUAAUAUUUUUGCACAGGCACAAGCCUCUCUGGUUCAUUCUCCAUUUAUUAUUUGGUUAUUUCCACUUUUUCUUUCCAGCCUGGAGCUGACGAGUUGGCCAAGUUAUUCCACUUUAUAAACAUGGAAUAGUUUUUCUUUUUACACUUUUUUUUUUACAUCUGUACAGUCAGAAAAUAAAAUCCACAUUAGGACGAGCUCUACAGUUAGAAAGAAAACCCUUCCCAUUAGGAUUAGCUGCUAAGAGAUUUAUUUUUGGAUGGGAGAGAAAAAAGUUCCUGGAGCAGGGAUCCACCCAGCAGCACCAUCCCUGUUAAAUCCACGAUUUUUGCACUUGGGAUGUGCAGCAAAAUUUCAUUUAUGCUGCACAAUCCCCUCUGUCCAACCAAGCCUGGAGCUGUUUGCUUCCCAGUUGCGUUGCUGUGUUUUUAUUUUUAAUUUUAUCAAUGUGUUAAAUGCCUACAAAAAGGAUUUUUCUGCCUCUCUGAGGGGAAAAUCCACACUUGUACUGUAAAUCUCAGAUUUUGGAGGAAGAGCCAAAGGAUGUCAGACGGGAUUUGCUGGGGGAAUUUACUGGAUUUCUUUUUUGGGAAGCUGGAAAAGCACUGCAGGGUCAGCCCAGGAUUGCAGGGAAAUCCUGGAGGCUGCUUGUUUUUUUGUUUUUAUUUUUUGCCUGCUGGAACACUGAAAAAUUCAGGCUAUCACUAUUACCUCAUGGAGACUGGACUCACUGGACAUUAAAUGAUGUGAAAAAUGUGA
Molecule: messenger RNA, 1941 nt
Organism: Lonchura striata (white-rumped munia)
Lineage: Eukaryota; Metazoa; Chordata; Aves; Passeriformes; Estrildidae
Gene: CPTP
Product: ceramide-1-phosphate transfer protein
Biological process (GO): ceramide transport; intermembrane lipid transfer
Cellular component (GO): cytosol; cytoplasm; membrane
Molecular function (GO): ceramide 1-phosphate transfer activity; ceramide 1-phosphate binding
Source: RefSeq, a predicted model, not a curated record